This is a messenger RNA of Wyeomyia smithii (pitcher-plant mosquito), 814 nucleotides long. RefSeq lists its product as uncharacterized. The transcript is spliced from 3 exons. The coding region runs from base 68 to 814 and encodes 248 amino acids. The record is from RefSeq and is a predicted model, not a curated record. Lineage: Eukaryota; Metazoa; Arthropoda; Insecta; Diptera; Culicidae.
CUUAACCACAGUAUCUCACAAAUAGUCAUCGUUCUCCUAGCUAAUUGAACUUCAAACAUCAAACGAGAUGAAGGUUAUUUCUGCCAUAUUGCUUGCAACGCUGGCGGUUGCCACCCAAGGAUCCUACGCACUAGCAUCCAAUUGGCCAUCUCACUCUGCGGGAUGGAACUCCUGGAACAACGGAUUGAACGGAUAUCAGGUGGCUUCGUACCCAUACGCUAAAACGUGGGCUUCUUCGUGGCCAGCAGCUGGUUUGUACAGCAACGGAUGGAACGGUCACUAUGGUGCUGUAGAAAAAGUCCCCUUAUGGGGUCAACCUUGGGGAAGCUACGGUGCUAAGACAAUUAUUCCAUCAGCGAAGGUUAAUGCUUGGGAUCAACCUUGGGGAAGCUACGGUUCCGGAUGGGGAUAUGAAAACGUUGCUAAAACCGUUGUGCCUUCGGUGAAGGUCAACUCAUGGGGUCUGCCAUGGGGAAGCUACGGAGCUGGUGCCUAUGGUUGGGAACAACCGGAAGUGAUUAAGACUGUCGUUCCAGUGGCCAAACAGGUCGCAUAUGUGGCUCCAGUACAUGCUGGUGUAGAGAAGGUUCUUGUGCAGCCUAAAUGCUAUGGAGCUGGCUGGGGUUAUCAGAACUAUGCUAAGACCGUUGUUCCAUCGGUGAAGGUUAACUCGUGGGGCCUGCCAUGGGGAAGCUACGGAGCUGGUGCCUACGGUUGGGAUCAUCCGGAAGUCGUUAAGACUGUCGUUCCAGUAGCCAAGCAGGUCGCCUAUGUUGCUCCAGUUGAAAAGGUUCUUGUGCAGCCGAAAUGGUAA